GAGCUCAUGCGGUAGUGUUUAUUCUGUGCCACAGGACGUGACAAGGCUGCAGUUUUUAUACUAUUUCCUUAAAAAAUAAAUUAAAUAUAAGCGUGUUAUUAGAACCCAAGGACUGGCCAAAAGCGGAUUUAUGAACAGUUUUAAUUUAAGCCUUUUACUUUAGCACAAAACUGUGAUUUAGCCGCAGUUAGCCGAGGAUGCUAACUGUCAUUGUUAUGGGGGAGUCAUUGUACACAGAGUUAGCAUAAACAUUAUUACUUUUCUUUAUAUUUUUCCACUGUAUGGCCGCGAAACAUUUAUUCAAAGUUGCUCGUCACGUUGGAAAAGGAUUUAUUAAGAAUUCAAACCGGUUAAAAACAUUAUCUUUGGUGACAUUUCCAGUUAAAUUAUUGACGUCUGUUACUGACUGUGAACCUCUGCCCAAGAAAACUGAGACACGCUGCGACGCACAAUCUUCUGUUUCAUCUGCGUCAGCUUCCUCUUUCCAGAUUCCAACAAAUGGUGCGUCACGUUCGUCGGAUAAAGCCAUGGAUUUGAAAUCGAAGAACGGAACGGGAUCGCCGCCGCGCGGAGCUACGCUAAAGGACGGACGUCAAAAACAACAAAAAAAGAUAAUAAACACGCUAGACUGUUGGUUGACGAAGCCUCGGAAACCUGCGAGUUCAGACGUAGAGACCGGAAACCAAGAAGAAAUGGAAAUAAGCGACGAAAAUCCGGUUCAAAGCGGCGAAGGCGAUAAAACGGAGAGUCGGGACGCGGUUUACGACGAGGAAGAAACUCAACUUUUAACAUCGCAAGAUCUGGAAGAAAACGCCGCCAAAAAAAACGAAACGUCUCCUCCGAAGAGUUACGUGAAACCCAAAGUGAAAAUAACCGAUUUCUUCCCGGGGUCGUCGUCUCAGGGCGCGUCCGUGAAGCGCAGCAGGAUGGACGUGUCGGAUGGGUCGUCGUUGGAGGAGGAGGAGAAAGAGGAGGAGGACGCCGGGUCUGCGGAGGGUCGGCCCGAUGUGAAGUGGCUCGGGACCCCCAUCGAGGAGCUGAAGAGGAGGCCCGAGUGUGGAGCCCCUCUGCCCAGACUCAGGAACGAUCCACAGAGGCACACGGUCAUGAUACGGACCGACCUCCUCCGUCCCGGGUCCCUCCCUGCUCCUCACCCGUCUGCUUUCCACGACGUUUGGGACGAGGUUCACGUGAAGAUGCCCUGCUCCAGCAAGAGUCUGUUUCCAGUGCGAGACGAGGAAACGGAUGAUCUUGAAAAUAAAAGCCGCUGGGAGCUGAUUGAAGAAUCUUUGAGCGGUGAAUUUUCAGAUCCGCUUGAACUUCAGAACGCCAUUUUACGAUACAACGCCUCCUACGCAAAGAAAUGGGACUUCACUGCCCUGUAUUUGUACUGCACUAAGGUCCUGGACCCGGACUCGGCCGAACAUCUGUUUGAGUCAGUGCUGCCAGAGAUGGUGCAGUUAGCACUGAGAGCACCGAGGCUAAUAACCAAGCCUCUUCCUCUGCUGAAGCGAGGGAUGACCCACUCCAUCUCUCUGUCUCAGGAGCAGAUUGCUUGUCUUCUUUCAAACGCAUUUUUCUGCACAUUUCCUCGAAGAAACUCCAGGAAAACCGAGUACCACAACUACCCCAACAUCAACUUCUUCAGGUUGUUCGAGGGCUCGUCGUCCAGAAAGAUCGAGAAGCUGAAGACGCUGAUGUGUUACUUCAACGCCGUCACGGAGCAGAUGCCAGACGGACUCGUAACAUUCACACGCCGCCGUCUGGAGACUCCUGUCGACUGGAGACGCUCCGAGAAGCGUCUGAGCAGACUCCACAUCACCUGCGAGGGAAACAUCGAAGACGACGGACACGGGAUGCUCCAGGUGGAUUUUGCGAACCAGUUUGUGGGAGGAGGCGUCACCAAUUCCGGGUUGGUCCAAGAGGAAAUCCGGUUCCUGAUAAACCCGGAGCUGAUCGUGUCCCGACUCUUCACCGAGGCUCUGGACCAUAAUGAAUGUCUGGUCAUCACAGGUACUCAGCAGUUCAGUAAAUACACAGGAUACGCUCAGACUUACAAAUGGGCCGGAAGAUACCACGACACCACCCCGAGAGACGAGUGGCAGAGGAGGAGCACGGAGGUCGUGGCCAUCGACGCUCUGCAGUUCAGGAGUUUUAUGGAGCAGUUCAGACCAGACAAGAUCGACAGGGAACUGAACAAGGCGUUCUGUGGCUUCUCUCGUCCGGAGGAGCCCGUCGAGAGCCUCGCCGCUGUGGCCACGGGGAACUGGGGCUGCGGGGUGUUCGGAGGAGACGCCCGACUCAAAGCCCUGCUCCAGAUGUGCGCAGCUGCAGAGGCGGGACGAGACCUGGCCUACUUCACCUUCAGAGACUCACAGCUCAUGAAAGACGUCCACAGAGUCCACUGUGUCCUCUGUCAACAACAGGCCACUGUGGGUCAAGUGUAUGAUCUCUUGGGGCAGUAUUACGUCUCUCACAUUCAGAACUGCUCCGGUCGUCGUCCUGAGAUCAGCCUCUAUUCUUUUAUUUACAAAACCCUGCGCUCCUCUGGCUCCGCCCCUCACGGCUCCUCCGGCUCCGCCCCUCCCGGCUCCUCCGGCUCCGCCCCUCACGGCUCCUCCGGCUCCGCCCCUCACGACUCUAUUUCAGCCAAACUAUAG
Molecule: messenger RNA, 2660 nt
Organism: Periophthalmus magnuspinnatus
Lineage: Eukaryota; Metazoa; Chordata; Actinopteri; Gobiiformes; Gobiidae
Product: poly(ADP-ribose) glycohydrolase-like
Exons: 17
Coding region: 282-2660 (792 amino acids)
Biological process (GO): regulation of DNA repair; carbohydrate metabolic process; ATP generation from poly-ADP-D-ribose
Cellular component (GO): cytoplasm; nucleus
Molecular function (GO): poly(ADP-ribose) glycohydrolase activity
Source: RefSeq, a predicted model, not a curated record